Molecule: messenger RNA, 11614 nt
Organism: Closterium sp. NIES-67
Lineage: Eukaryota; Viridiplantae; Streptophyta; Zygnematophyceae; Desmidiales; Closteriaceae
Source: the annotation of a GenBank genome assembly
CACUUACUAGUGCGUGCGAGUUACAAGGUACGUAGUUGAGUUUAGGAAGCAGAGAGCUGGAAUGGACGUGGAAGGUUCUACCCGAUACUUGCUCCGUGCUGUUAUCUGCAUUCGACCUCGCUUCGGUUCAACUGUCCUGGCCGGCGGCGACCUCUCGCCGAGAUAGCAUUCGAUAAUUUGGGCGCGAAUGGCAGAAGGCACGUUCCGUUAAACAAUAAAUCAUGGACGGAAACCUAGCUCCCGAGCGUGACAGACCCGCACCGCUUGCAUCAGCGGGUCCAGCGGCGCAGGACGCGGCGCAGGAGGAGCGCGCUCAGGCGGACGCCGAUGUUCGGUCACAAGGCGACGUCGCAGAGUGGCCAUCGGCGCUCGACCAGCUGUCGCAGCCAAACUCGUUUCGCGCGGACGACUGGGACCUGGAACAGGGCGACAGCCGAGAUGCCGACGGCGAAAGCGGGGAGGCUUAUAACGAGAGCCGAAUCGGCGGUAGCGGGAGAAGGGGACGGUCAGUGGGAGCGAGCAGCAGAGGGGAAGGCGGGGAUAGCAUGCGCAGAGACAGAGGCGGAGAGAGGGAAGAGGGGGACAGUCGAUUUAGAAGUAGCAGCGGAAGGGGAGGGGGGGAUAGGGAAGGGGAGGCUUACGUGGUGGAUAUGGGCGUGGAGAUGGGCCGGCAGGAGACUCUUAUGCACGGCAUGGCCGGCAAACCAGACGGAAACCAGACAAACCCUGUCGUCGCUGUCAGAAGCAUGGUAAACGCCGCCGUGAGAGACGGUGAGAGUGAGAGCAGCGCUGACUCUUACCGGGACGCGGAGAGCUUCUCGUCUUCUGGCGAGUCUAGCCUUAACGAGUACGGGCAGGAAGGCGAGGAGGAGGAGAAUCUGAGCAGCCACGCUGGCGACGACGAAGAUGAAAUCGGGGAGGCUUAUAACGGGGGGAAGAGGAACACGUGGCCGUUGCUGGUUGACAUGCGGGAGUUGGGUUGGUGGCGGCAGGUGGUACUGGUGCUGCUGGUGGCGGUGGGUCUCACGGGUGUCGCUGCUGCCAUGCUCACUGUGGCCAAAGUGGGCGAUCUGCUCUUUGUGCCUGCGCCUGUGUGGCUCCCCACUGGCCUUUCACUCUUCGCUGUCUUGGCACUGGGUUACCGCAUCUGGCCUGCUCUCCUCCUCUCAGGAACAGCCCUCUCCCUCACCUAUGGCGCCCUCCACGUCAGCCUGCCCCGGCUCCAGCUCAUUCUCUACUCCCUCAUUUUAGGCACGGACCGCACCCUCUUUGUAGUCAUCCUCGCGUUCUUCCUGAUGCGCUUCCUCGGGCGCCGACCCACUGACCUAACCCCCCUAGACCGGGUCUCUGACACCUUCCGCCUCUUCUUCUUCUCCCUCCUCAUCUCCUUCAUCUUCGAGGGGAUCGUGUCGAUCGUCCUGAGCCUGAUCCGAGCAGAAACGCCGGAGGAGGCCGCCAUUACCGGGUGUUUUCGGACACUGGCGAGUUUUUCAGGGAUUAUUCUCACGCUGCCGUUACUUAUGCAAGUGUCGUUGUGGAAGCGGCGGUCCCAAGGAGCAGCACUACGAAUCCAAGCCGCCGCCGGUCCGCCACAGUCCCCAUCCCAUUCUCCCUCCCACAACUUCACCUCUCCCCAAUCUCCACACUCCUCACACUCCUGGCGCCUCACCCUCCUUCUCCACCACCUCUCCACCCCUAAAAACUGGGAAUUUUUCGCCCUAGCCCUCCUCAACACGGGCGUAUCUUUCCUCAUAUUCGCGCCAGGCACCUCCCCCCUCAUCGUCUCCCUCCCCUACAUGCUCUUCCCCGGGGUGCUCUGGGCGGCGGUUAGGUUCAACCGCCACGGCUCCGGCCUCAUGCUGCUCCUAGUUGUGCUGAUCGCCUGCUGCUGCACCGCCAGGGGGUGGGGCCCGCUGGUGCGGGAAACUGCGAAUGGGACGAUUCUGCAGGUGCAGGGGUUUGUGGUGACGGUGGCGGUGGUGGGGUUGCUGGUGGCAGCGGCGGUGCGGGACACGAACCGGCUGCGGAAGGAGCUGCGGCGGCUGAAUGCGAGGUUGGAGGGGGAGGUGCAGAGGCGAACAGAGCAGAUCCGGCAGUACAACGAGGAUUUGAAGAAAUCAAAAGAGGAGCUGGAGGAGGCGGGGAGGGCGAAGACAGAGUUCUUGGCCAACAUGAGCCACGAGAUCCGCACUCCCAUCCACGGCAUCAUCGGCAUGACAGCCCUUGCCAUGGACACCCUCGAGUCCCUCCGCGCCAUUCCAGUGCCCGCCCUCACCACUCACCACUCCUCUCACUCCGCCGCUGCAGCAGCAGCAGCCUUAGCAGAGCGCAGCGACCUGACCUUGGAGGUGCACGAGCACCUCACAGUGGUGGCGCAGUCGGCAGACUGUCUGCUCAAUAUUGCCAAUACGGUUCUGGACCUGGCGAGGAUCGAAGCGGGGCAGCUGGCGCUGGACCGAGUGGCUUUCCGGCUGAGAGACGUCGUUGGCUCUACCAUGCGCAUGCUACAGGUGAGGGCGGAGCAGAAGCAGCUGGCCUUCUCAUGGCACGUGGCGGAGAAGGUGCCUCUGGAGCUGAUGGGCGACCCGGGCAGGCUGCAGCAGUGCCUCAUCAAUCUUGUGGGCAAUGCAAUAAAGUUCACAGAAGCAGGGUCAGUAACCCUCGAGAUCUCCCUCCUCUUCCGCAGCAGCAGGCACCAGCAGCACUGCCAGAAGCAGGGGCAGAGGAAGAAGGACCGGCAGCAGCGGCACCACCGCCGCCACAAGUCGUCCAUCCCACACCUCCAGGGGCAAGAGCAGGGGCAAGAGCAGCAGCAUCCAGGCCACCAGCGGCGCCAGCGCAAGGUCAUCCCCCGGUCUGUGACGUGCCCUGUCACUCCAAACGCUCCCAAUUCUGCUCCUCCUGCUGCUGCUGCUGCUGCUGCUGUGGGCUCUGUGGCUGCUGCAGCUGCUGCUGCUGCCGCGUCGAAUGUGCAAAGCAGACCCCAGUCAAGGGACGGCGUUCUGCUGUCUGCUUCCGACAAGGUUCCCGGAAGUUUCCUCGCGUUUCUGGGGCGGUCUUUCACCAGGAGAAGAGGAGCGGGCAGGAGGGAGGAGGGGGUGGAGAGGCGGGGAUGGGAGGGAGGGGAAGAGAGAGUACGACCAGCAUCUAGUGAUGCGUAUGCUGCUCGUGGUGCUGCGCCAACGGAUGGUCUAGGCGCUGAUAUAGCAAGACAGCUAUCACCAUCAACAGCAGCAGCAGCGGCGGCAGCAGCAGCAGGGGAUGCUGCUGCUGAGGCACACACCAAUCCAGACUCUUCUACCUCUGGCUGGCAUUCCGACCCUCCCAGCCGCCCAGGCUCGUCCCACCGAGCCACGCUCGGCAGGUCUGGCAGCCGCCGAGCCUCCCUGUUUGGCCCAGGCAAGCGAAGCCGCCGCGGCAGCCAAGAGUUGGCUGAGCUGGGAGGGGGGGUGGGGGUGUAUCAAUGCCUUGACUCCCAAGCUGGUGAUUGGUCGGAACCGGGGAGUGAGGGAGUGGUGGAGAGUGGUAGCUUAUCCGAUGGAGAGUCGUGCCGUGGCAGUAGAGCGAGGGGUGGAGAUGGCGGCAGGGACGAUGACAGGGAUGACGUGCAAGUGCCCAUGUCUCGAACGCGCUCCAGUGAGACGCGCAGCAGGCGGGUGGAUUUUCUAGACGUGGGUUUGGCAGGGAGUGGGAGGAGUGGGAGGAGUGGGAGGAGCAGUGGCAAGUGGAGCGAGGGCGGAGCGAGCGGCAGGCGAGCAGGGUCACGGGGAGGGUCACGGGGCGGCAGUGGGUUCUUUGCCAGAGCGAGGGAGGAGAGGGAGAGGGAGAGGAGUGGGAGGGACAGUGAUGAGGACAUGGGGUCUCCGCAAGCUCAGAGAGUGCUGGAUUUCAGAGACACAGGCGAAGGAGAUAGAGCUCAAGGUGGCAUGCACUCGUCCCUGGCUGCAGUCCAAGCAUGCACUGCUAUGGACGAGGGCAUGCCAUGCGCUCCCUUCACCUCUUUCCUGCAGCCCAUGGGUCGUUCUCUCCCUCCCUCACAACCCAUGCCUGCACACCAGUCCAUGCCAGCCCUCGCACCUGCUUCCGCACCUGUUUCCGCGCCUAAUUCCGAGCCUAGCUCCGAGCCUGCACUAGCCCCGGGCUCCGCUCCCGUGCCUCUGGUAACGCAGCACAGCAACAUUUCCCAGGUUAGCGACUACUCUUCUGUAGAGCUCAGCCGGAAUAGCAGCGCAAGGUCCCAGGUUUUCCCCCCCUUUAGGGCUGGGGCGUUUCAAGGGCAGCCUCUGCUCUAUACGCCCCAGGGAAAAGUUUUGGACAGGUGUGAGAGUGACAACCUGGUAGGGCCUAGGGAGAGCAGGGGAGGGGAAGGUGGAGGAGGGGUAGGAGGAGGGGCCAGAGGAGAGGAGGGAAGCAGAGGGAAACGAGCAGGCGGUAUGAGUGUGGGAAUGAGUCUGAAGAGCAUGCUAUGGGGUCAGGCGUCUAAUGUGAGCACCCAGCAGCUAGAGAUAAGCGAAGACGAGGAGGGGGAGGAGAGCCGAGAAGCAGCAGGAGUCAGAGAGAGGGAGGAAGAGGAGGGAGAGGAGGAUGAGGAGGGGAGUGAGAGUGAGGGGGGGUCGGUGUGGCUGCUGGUGGCGGUGCGGGACACGGGGAUUGGCAUCAGCCGGGAGAAGCAGGGCGAGAUCUUCCAUAACUUCGUGCAGGCAGACACGUCCAACACGCGGAUGUAUGGCGGCAUCGGGCUGGGACUCAGCAUUGUGCAGAGUCUGGUGCAUAUGAUGGGGGGCGAGAUCUGGCUAGAGAGCGAGCCCAACCACGGCUCGUCCUUCUUCUUCACGGCUCGCCUCAGCAGAGCCGCGCCCGGCUCUGCUCCCAUCUUCGGCAGUGGGCUCACCUCUUCCAUCAUCCCCGAUCCAGUCCCCACCUCCCCCUCUCACGUCUCCUCCCCCGCGCACUCUGUUGCUGCCACUCCUGGGAGUCACCAGCAGCAGCACUACCACCACCACGACCAUCAUUACCAGCAGCAGCAGCAGCAGCAGAAGGUGCUCCAGCAAGGGUCCAAUUCUUUCGAUUCUCGUCCUCAUGCAUAUGCGUCAGACAUGCACGCGGGCAUGGCUAGCCUGCGCAGCAACCUGCCCCUAGACAUCCCUGCCACGCCAGGCUCCAGCCACGGGGGCAGCGGCAGGCGCCUAUCCUCCCGAGGCGGCCCCGGGGGAGGCUUAUCUAGAGUAGGCAGCAUCUCAGGUGGGGCAGAAAGAGCACGAGUGGGGGGAUCAGGAGGAGCAGCAGGAGCAGGGGCAGGGAAUGUAGAUUACUCCAGCCCGCGAACGCAGCUGAUAGGAGCUCUGGGCAUGGGUCUUCCCCUGGUCCUCCCGAGCCCUAUGGCCUUCUCAGGUCCCGGCACUCGCAGCGGCCGCUACUCCAACCUCGCAUCCCCAUCUCCCUCCAGCGCCCACACGGCCACGGCCGCCCCCUUCAGCAUGCGGUACGCACCUCUUUCCACCCCGUCCCCACGAUCAGCGGGCAUAUGGAGGGAUUUGGAGCCCUCUCCGCAUUGGUCGAGGCCUGUGAGUCGGGAGGGGAGGGCCAGGGCGACUAGAAUGGCACCUGGGGGAGGGUUUACUGGGGGGGGGAUUGCAGGGGGGGGAGGUGGGAGAGGUGGGGAUGUUGGGACUGUUGGGGGUGUGGGGGUGGGAGGAGGGGUGGGAGGAGGGGUGAGAGGAAGUUGGUUGAGGCAGAGUGCGAGUGGGGAGUCAGGUGGAGGAGAUUCAGGCAGGGGGGAUUCAGGGAGGGGGGAUUCAGGGGAGGGUGGGCUGCUGGAGGUUACAGUGUCUGGUGCUGCUGGUGGCAUGGCAACUGCUGCUGCUGUCGCUGCUGCGGCUGGCUCUAUUGCAGCCGCUGAUGCUGCUGCUGCUGCUGCUGCAGGGACGGGUCCGAAAGCAGGAGGCGGGGGAGGAGUACAAGUAGCACGAGUACCAUCAGGAGCAGCAGCGUUGAAGGUGGGAGGAGGUGUCAUGGAUGCUCAUGCUCCACGUGAUGGCUCCGAUGUAUACUCAGGGGCAUCGUCUCCUUCUGAGGAUAGUGCUUUUGACUUCAACGUUUUCAAUAGAGAAAUGCAGGCGAAUGCAGCCCUGCCCUCCCCUUCAGCUGCUACUGCUGCUGCUGCGUCGCGCUACUACCACUCCAUGCCGAUCUCCCCAACCCCCAUUCUCUCCCACUCUGCCUCUGCUACGCAGUCAGGCAGCCAGAGAUGUGGGGUAGGGGGACUAGAGACAGGUCAAGGAACAGCCACUGCAGCAGCAGCAGCAGCAUUAGCGGUGUCAGCGGCAGCACCACGUGCCAUGUUAUCUGCAUCCGCAGGAGCGUCACCAGCAGGGGCACCAUUGGCACCAGUAACAGCACCGCACGCGCUAGCAUCGGCGUCACCGGGAGCAUCAGCAGCAGCAGCAGCAGCAAGCACAGGCGCCCCACGGCCACAGUCCCACCACGCCCCCUCUGCAUCCACCAUAACAGGCAUCAGGCUGCUGGAUGACUGGGGAUUCAUGGCCCCUCCCCCGAUCUCACACAGCAUGCCCUCUAUGUUUCCCAUGCCCGCCCCUGCGUCUGCUUCUGCUUCUGCUGCCACCACUCCGCCUACUAUUGUCAUUCCGUCGUCUUGGGUCCCCUUCGGUACAGGUACCUCUCAGCAGCCGCCGCCGCCGCUGCAGCGGCGGCCUUUUAUGCAGCAGCAGCAGCCUUUGAUGCAGCAGCAGCAGCAGCAGCAGCAACAGGUGCUGGUUGGUUCCCGCCACAAACCCAGCGUCAGCUGGAGUGCGGAGAUAGGUGCUAUAGCUGCCACUGCAGCCACCGCUGCUGCUGCAGCAGCGAACGGACCUGCUGCUGGUGGCUCUCGAGGGGUAGGCAGCAGUGCUAUCGGUGGGGGUGUUGGCGGUGUUGGUGUUGGCGGCGGUGCUGGCAGUUUUGGUGGUGGGGCGCUCUCAGAUCCUUCGCUCUACUCCAAGGUGGCUUCUGGCAAUCCGGAUCUGCUAACCGGGGGGUACUCCCCUCCCCCCAACAACGCCUCCUUCGCCUCCUUCCUCACUACCUUUGCCUCUGGCCCAGCUUCCGCUGCAGCCCCAGCUGUAGCGCCAGCUCUUGCGCCAGCUGUACCACCAGCUACUGUAGCCCCAGCUGCAUUAGCACCAGCUGCUGCCGCAGCUGGCUGUGCAGCCUCAGCCUCAGCACCGGGCUUCAGUGCAGUGCCACACUCUAUGCCUGCAGCUGGUCGUGAUGGUAGUAGUGGUGGUGUCAGGGGGGUUGGUGGUGCUGGCAGUGGGGAUGGCGGCCAGAGGAGCAACACCAGGAUAUCUGAUCCACAAAGCCAGGCACAGAGCAGCAGCAGCAGCAGUGAUGCUACUGCUAGUAGAGAUGCACAGCAGCAUCACAAUGGAUCUGUCAAGAUCACAGGGCGCAGCAUUAGCUCUAACACCUUCAACGAUGCUGCUGCCACCACCACCGCCAGAAACACCACCACCACCACCACCACCAACGCAACCACCAGCAACACUGCCACUGCCUUUGCUGCCAGCCUGGUAUCCCAGCUGCGGCCAGUCACACCGGGCCACGUGAACCCGUCUCCAAGCUCCGACCAAUCACGGGCACACAUGUCAGCCUUGGCUGGUCGGUUGCACAGCGUGCGCAGCGAGGAGCGAGGCCGAAUCGCGUUCGAGGCGUCUCAAAUACACGGUGUGCGGAGCGAGGGGCAGGCAUAUGGUGUGCGGAGUGAGGGGGAAAUACAUGGUAUAAGGAGCGAGGAGCAAGGUCGGGGCAUUGUUGACGAUUCGGCAGUGCAUGCCGUGAAGAGCGACGGGGGCCAGGCUGGACGGAUUCCCAACCGCAGCAGGCACAGACUGCAGCAGCAACAACGCCAUCACCACCACCAGCAGCAGCGACCACAAGACACACACUCCACUGAGCAGCAGCAGCAGGAGAAGCAGCAGCGGCUGCUGCAGCAGCUGGAGUUGCGCAGUCGAGUCUCGGCGCAGUUCUACCAGUUCCCCCCGCCCCACCUACAACCCCUUUGGCCGCUGCCCUCGCACCGCCUCGAGCACCGAAGCUCCGACCCAGGCUUGGUGGCGAGGCACCUGGCAGCCUUGGAGUCUGCUGUGGCGAGCUCGUGGCCCGGGAAGGAGAUGGGGGAGGGAGGAGGGAAGCAAGCAGCAAAGCCUGCAAUCCAACCCUCUGCCUCUGGUGCCCUCAAUCCCCCCCUCAAGCGCCAGCGCCCGCUCCUCACUGCCACUUCCCUGCCCCCUCCUGCUUCUCACGCCUCUCGGUCCUUCGCCUCUGCUGCUGCCGCAGCUGCUGCUGCUUCUGCUGCGGCUGCUGCUUCACGUGGAUUCUCAGGUGCCGGCUCAGGUGGUAAGUAUCCUGGGAUAUUCCGCACAGGUUCGGGAGUGCCUGUGCUGGGCUCGGGCUCUGGAGCCUCCCCUGCUGCUGGCGUCGGUGGUAGUGCAGCAGAGAGAGAGGCGGCGUCAGUGGCUCUGCUAAAGAAGAAGCUUCAGCUGAUGUAUGACCAGCACGACGGGCAGCACGAGCGACUCCAGCACGAGCGACUCCAGCACGAGCGACUCCAGCACGAGCGACUCCAGCACGAGCGACUCCAGCACGAGCGACUCCAGCACGAGCGACUCCAGCAGCAGCAGCAGCAGCAGCAGAAGCAGCAUCUUCAGUUGCUUCCCUCGAUCCCUCCGUCCUCCACCCUCCCCUCUGCUGCCUCCAAUCCUCACUUCCCCUUCAGCAGCAGGAGCCUACGCCCCUCUCCUCCCCAAUCUUCCUCUGCUGCUGCCACUGGUAUCCCCCCUUCUGCCCCCCCCUCAGGCCUCCCCCCGCAUCCCCAGUCUGCUCUCAUGCGCACACGCUCAGACCCCUCCCAACUCCUCUGUGUCCCCAGAAAGCCUCGGGACCGGAGCCCGGUUCGGCCCCGACCUGGACCUGCAGGUCCCGAGCCUACACCUGGCCCAGAGGCAGGUCAGGUAGCCAGUAGCCCGAUGGUGGGUUCAGGCACAGGUGUGCCGACAGGCUCGGAAAGCAGGGCCGGUUUGAGCUUCGGGAGCAAGUCAGCCUCGGUUUUGGUUGCGGGUCCGAUUCUGGGCGGCAUGAACUUCGGCAGUCGGUCGGCAUCUGGAGCCGUACUUUCCAGGAAGCUGAGUCGAGUGAGGGAAGGGGAGCGGGAGGGGGAAGGGUCGCAGAGGGAAAGAGAAGGGGACGACGUCAUGGGAGGGGAAGAGGUAGGGGGGGGAGAAAGGGAAGGGGAAGGGGUUGUGGGAGGAAAGGUGGAAGGGGGAGAGGAAGGAGAACGGACAGGGCAAGAGGCUGGCAACAGGGAGAGGCGGGAGGAGAAGGUGGAGGGUGCAAGAAAUGGUGUGGGAAUGGCCUUGCUGCAAGAUUCUGAUGUGGGCAUGGAAGCUGAUGAUGCGCCAACAGCAUUGAAGCAGCAGCAGCAGCAGCAGCAGCAGCAGCAGGGGCAGGGACAGGGGCAGGGGCAGGAGAAGCAGCAGCAGGCAUCGCAGCCAAAUUCGAAUCCAUGGAACAUCGCACUCUCGCCAACAGACCCCAACCACCCUGCCACUCUCUUCCCCCUCCUCCCUCCUGCUCUCAUCUCCCACCACCCACCCCACAAUCCCCUCCCCCGCCUGGCCCUCCCUUCGCCACUUGACCUGCCCCUUUCCCAUCAGCCCUGCCUCGCCUCCCCUUCCUUCAUUCCCAGCUCCACCCCGCCCCCACUUCCUAUGCCCAUGGCACCUACUAUCCCCUCUCAACUCCCUCUCUCUACUCCUUCUGAUGCUUCUAUCCCUGCUGCUCCUGCCACCACUGCCUCUGCUUCUGCUGCUGCCAUGGCCUUGGCUGCUCGGUCCACAGCUGUGAGUGGCCCUGGCUUGAGAUCCGGGUGGUCGGAAUUGUCACUACAGACUCAAGACAGAGAAGCGGAGGAGGGUGUGGGCCCUGUGAGAGAGGCGAGUCGGGUGGAGAAGGGACGGACGGCGAGUGGGAGCAGGAGGAGCAGUGAGAGCAGCAGCAGCGGUGGCGGUGGCGGUGGCGGCUGUGGUGGUGGCGGGUUGGGUUUCAGUGGCCCCUGGAUCGACGCCUCCCGCACUCUCGACUCCUCCCGUACUCUCGAUUCCUCCCGCACGUUUGGCUCUGACGUUUGGACGCCCACCACCACUGGAUCCGCCUCCUACUUCCACUCUUUUGCUACCUCUUCCACAUCCACCACCCCCACUGCGCUCACCCCUGUGGAUGGCACCACCCCUGCCACCAGUGCUGCCAACACCCCUGUCGAAGGGGCCACUCCCAGAACGCCUGCCGGCACCACUGCUUUCAGAGCAGCCCUGAAAUCACCCGCCACCCCUGCUGGGUCACGGGGAACCACUCCAAGCACGCCCAUGAGCAGCCAUGGCGGAAUGGAGAGCAGGAGCAGUAGCAUCUCUGACGCGCCUCAAACGAGCACCCCAAACACGCCUGUGAGUGGGAGAGGGGCAGGCAGCAGGAGCAGCAGCAUGAGCCUGUCACCCAUUGUGCUUGGGCAGGGUGGCGGAGAGGGCAGUGGUGUUGCUGGCAAUGGUGGUGCUGCUGAUACAGGAGUGCAAGCGAGUAACAGCUCACAGCAGCACGACACACAGAAGCAGCAGAGAAAGCAUCACGGUCAUCGUCACCAUCACCAGCAGCAGCAGCAACAGCAGGUAGUCACCAGCCCUCCUGCAACAUCGGCGGCCAUAGGUGGUAGGACCGGCAGCAACCGACACAGCAGCAGCAGCAGGACAAGCACCCAUGAUCCGGACACUGCUGUUGCUGCUGUUGCAUCCGCCCCGUCCUCCUCCUCCUCCGCCUCUGUUCGAGUCACAUCCAUGGGCAAACUCACAACCGCAGCAACAACAGGAGCAGCAGGAGCAACAACAGGAGCAGCAGGAGCAGCAGGGCGGAAAAGCACCCCGUCUGCUGCUCUCUCAGGGCUGCGCAUUCUGCUGGCAGAGGACAACCUGGUGAAUCAGCGUGUGGCCAUGCACAGCCUCUCCAAGCAGGGAGCGCUGGUCGAGGUCGUGGGAAAUGGGCAGCUUGCUCUCACUGCUGUGGAGGAACAGGCGGCGUCGUUCGACCUCAUUCUCAUGGACAUCCAGAUGCCUGUGAUGGAUGGGCUGGAAGCCACUCGCCGAAUCCGACAGCUGGAAGCGUCCAGAAGGCGAAGGUCCAAGGGCCAAGAGGGGGGGGCAGGGGGAGGGGGGGGGAGGAUAGGGAUAGUGGGGCUGACGGCGCAUGCGAUGGCGGGGUACAAGGAGCAGUGCUUCGAGGCGGGUAUGGACGGCUACGCCACCAAGCCCUUCCGCGUCGACCAGCUCGUGCGCGCGAUUAAAGCUGUGCUGGACGGGGAGAUUAAUGUGGAUGGCACUAAGUAAUGGGGAGACUAACCUACUGAUUAGUCAUGGUAGAGUAGAGUUGCCAGUUAGCUUUGACUAAUGUUCUAAGUUCUAACAUGAACCGGGGGGUUAGCCUUGACCGGGGGGGGUUUCAAAUACUUUCAACUCCAUUGACUAAUGACAGGAAGGAUUAUCGAGCUGUUGUAACAUAAUAUGUAUUAUAUUCA